GGAGGCUUGUCGGGCACGAAUGCCACUCGUUGCGCGUCCCUUAUAAUUUGGAGAGGUGUAUGCAGCGCACGGCCCCGUUCGCCUUUCCAGGUGGAAAAAUCCAGGAGGAGCAGAAAGAAAGAGAGAGAGAGAGAGAGAGAGAGAGAGAGAGCCGAACUUAACCGGGACCGCUGGUGAACCCGCGUCAGGACAGGUGAAAUCCCCAGCAGGCUGCCGGCGAGGCCACCGGGGUCGAUUCCGAUACAGGGGGAGCGAGGCGCUGCGUCCGAGCGCGGGUCAUGGAUGAACGUCCCGCCGCUGCACCGAGGAGGUUCAACUUCACCCAGCUGAAUCAUCGCUGACUACAUAAGGUCCCAGCGGGAGUUUAUAUAUAUAUAUAUAUAUAUAUAUAUCUCUACCGGGGAUAUUCACACAGCUUGGAUUCAACUUUAUACAAAUAUAUAGAUAUAUAUAUAUAUCUAUAUAUUUUAAAAAGGUGAAAGGUGUACACAAUGAAAGGGAGGCACGGCGCAGAGGAAUCCGUCAAGCUGCUGCUUGUGUGAAUGACCGCCGCCGCCUCAUCACGCAACAAGCGCUCGGGUCAGUGAACACGGCUGCGCAAUGAAGGAGAAAUCCAAGACGGCCGCAAGGACUAGACGGGAAAAGGAGAACAGCGAGUUCUACGAGCUCGCCAAAAUGUUGCCCCUGCCGUCGGCCAUCACCUCCCAGCUGGACAAGGCUUCGAUCAUACGGCUGACGACGAGCUACCUGAAGAUGAGAAUAGUUUUCCCCCAGGGUCUGGGUGAGGCCUGGGGUCAUACAAGUCGAAGAUCUUUGGAAAAUAUCGGACGAGAGCUUGGAUCCCAUUUACUGCAGACGUUGGACGGAUUCAUCUUCGUUGUGGCUCCGGAUGGAAAGAUAAUGUACAUAUCGGAGACCGCGUCGGUCCACCUCGGACUGUCUCAGGUAGAGUUGACCGGGAACAGUAUUUAUGAAUACGUCCACCCCGCCGACCACGACGAGAUGACCGCUGUCCUCACGCCACACCAGCCCUACCACUCACAUUUCGUCCAAGAAUAUGAAAUGGAGCGCUCUUUCUUUUUGCGCAUGAAAUGUGUGCUGGCGAAAAGAAACGCAGGCCUCACCAGUGGUGGAUACAAGGUGAUCCACUGCAGCGGCUACCUGAAGAUCCGUCAGUACAGUUUGGACAUGUCGCCCUUCGAGGGCUGCUACCAGAACGUGGGGCUGGUGGCAGUGGGACACUCUCUGCCCCCCAGCGCCGUGACCGAGAUCAAACUGCACAGUAACAUGUUCAUGUUCCGAGCCAGUCUGGACAUGAAGCUCAUCUUCCUGGACUCCAGGGUAGCGGAGCUGACGGGCUACGAGCCCCAGGACCUGAUAGAGAAAACCUUGUACCAUCACGUCCACGGCUGUGACAUCUUCCACCUCCGCUGUGCCCACCACCUCUUGCUGGUAAAAGGCCAAGUCACCACUAAGUAUUAUCGUUUCCUGGCCAAGCACGGUGGCUGGGUCUGGGUCCAGAGUUACGCCACAAUCGUGCACAACAGCCGAUCCUCAAGACCUCACUGUAUCGUCAGUGUCAACUACGUCCUCACGGACACUGAGUAUAAGGGAAUGCAGCUCUCUUUGGACCAAAUGAGCCCCACCAAGCCAGCCUUCCCCUACGCCAACAGUCACACUGAGGACAGGAAGGGCACCAAGUCACGUCUGACCCAGGCGAAGGCCAAAGCCAGAGUGUCACCCUACCCACAGCAGUUUACCGCUUUCAAUCCAGAGCGUUCGGAGUCAGACCAAGACAGCCAAUGGGGAGGAAGCCCUCUGACAGACUCCGCAUCUCCUCAGCUGCUGGAUCCCGGUGAGGCCACGGAGGCAUCCUGUGCCUACCGACUGUAUCCAGACUCAGGCUCCCUGUGCUACAGCCUUGGUUUAUCCGAGGAAGAUCUCGCCCAUGCGCAAGCACAUCCCCACACCACCACCUGUGACCGCGUCCGUUGCCAGAGCAGCCGCUACUUCCUAGGAACCCCCCAGUCUGGAAGAGAGGUGUGGUGGGACGCCACACGCUCGGUUCUCUCGCUGCCGAAACCCUCGGUGGAGAACAGCGAAGCCUACGAAAUCACAUCCUACCAUGGAGCCAUUCACGGACGGGGCCACUGGGAUGAAGAUAGUGUGGUGAGUUCACCUGACGGAGGCGGGUCCACCAGUGAUUCCGGUGAACGUUACCACGGUGACCACUUCCGCUCAAGCCCCCGUGAGCCGAGCAAGAUGGAGACCCUAAUUCGUGCCACGCAGCAGAUGAUCAAAGAGGAAGAGAGCCGGCUGCAGCAGCACAAGGCGCCGCUGGACGUCUCAGGGCUCGCCAAAGCUCAUAGCCCCUGCUUCAACUCCUCACUACCCCACCACUCGCAGCUCACCAUGCCCAGUGUGGUGUGUCGGGGCCCUGGGGCCCCCAGUAUUGACCUCCCCUCUGAGCGGCUACAUCACCGGGAUGGCGUCAAAGUGCUGGGCCCCCAUGACAAUGACGAAAACACAACCAGUCCCGUUUCUCUCUCUCGUCUCAGCAGCCCCAGCUCUGAUGGGAUGCCCCGGUCGGGCCUCUCCCUCACCAAAGACUACAUGCAGACUGAUCUGUCCCCCCACGCUUCACAGCCCCAGGGAAGCCCGCUGCUCUAUUCAAACCAGGAGAGGCAGCCACUGGACAGACAAGCAGCUUAUGCUUUGACUGGGUACUCCCUGGAGCACCUGUACGACCCAGAGAACCUGCGGAGCUACUCGGGUCUGGCCUGUGGAGGAGUCCAGUAUGACGUGGCACCUCAUGUGAGGAUGCAGGCUGAGCAGAUGCAGGGACACAAAGCCACCUCAGUAAUCAUCACCAACGGGAGCUGACGACAUCUGGUGCAGAGAGGUCCUGUUCUCUAAAAGAGGAUGUCACAGUAAGGUGGUGCUGUAUGCACAUUUAACACUGGCCAGGCACUUGAUGGAGAUGGCAAGACAAUAAAAAAAAAGAAAAGAACAAAAAGGUACCUGCACUGGGCUGAUGCGCUCUGUCUGGCUCAUUCGGUGCAAUUUCUGUUUUCGUCAGGCCUGUGUGUCGUACGAUUUUCUAAGACUCUGAAAGGACUAGUGUUGAAAAAAAAUAACAUUGGGUGCAGCACCUGGCACAAGGCGGAGGGUUUGUUCCAUUACAUAGGAAUACAGUGCUGAUUUAAUGGCAGCGGGCUGAAUUCCCCCCUCCUUGCAAAGGCGACCCAAGUUUUGAGUCUGGUUAAACAUCAAACCAGCGUUUCUGUUCCAAAUGUCUUACGCGUCAUUGGCCAUGUGAGUUAAUCUGUCCUAGACACGAUUUCCGAAGGCAGUAAGAAAAAUGUCUUGUUCCAUUGCCCCUUCACCUGAAAACUCCAUUGCACAGAGCAUAAUGUUUGACACAUGACGUGCAACAUGGGAAAGGCGAGCAUUUCACUAUUGUAAUAUGUCAGUGUUUCCUGGUAUUUAUUUGUCAGUGGGCGAUUUUCUGUAUGUGUCAUUUCUUCCUGUCCAAGUAGAAACUUUACAACUGGUGGCAUUAAAUUAGUUUUGGUGUUUGGAUUACACCAACAAUAGAUCAGAGAAAAAAAAUCAAGUGGAAAGUGACAGAAAAAAAUGCCUCUGAUAUGUAAAACUGUAAAAUAUGCAGGACAACUUUAAUCUGUUUUAACGUGUAUGUGAUAUGCCCACACUUAGAGCGCAAAGAGAUUACAAAUCCACCUCACUUGUAAUCUCCCCAUCGCCUCUUAAUAUAUACGUUGUAUGUAUCGAUUUGUUUACAUAUCAGAGUAUAAUUUUUUCCUGUUUUUACCAAAAGCUUUACCCAAUAUAUAAGCAUAUGUAGAGUAUGCUUUAAAUUUUUUAAAAUUGUUCUUGAAGAAAACCCAUUUGUUUUUGUUUUGUCAUGAGAGUCUAAAGUGUUAAAAUGAUUGAUACCAACUUAUCUAAAAGUAUGAUGAAUGUCUUUAGUUUCUUAUUUAAUUUAUGAUGUAAAUAUCAUCACACAAUGAACUUUUGGACAAGGAGUGACACGAUUAUUUAUUAAUUGGUUAAAAAGUCUCUUAAAUCUGAAUACUGUUGCAAACAAA
Messenger RNA from Scophthalmus maximus (turbot), 4109 nucleotides. RefSeq names its product single-minded homolog 1. Lineage: Eukaryota; Metazoa; Chordata; Actinopteri; Pleuronectiformes; Scophthalmidae. Gene Ontology annotation, biological process: regulation of transcription by RNA polymerase II. Gene Ontology annotation, molecular function: protein dimerization activity; RNA polymerase II transcription regulatory region sequence-specific DNA binding; DNA-binding transcription factor activity, RNA polymerase II-specific. The record is from RefSeq and is a predicted model, not a curated record. The coding region runs from base 601 to 2883 and encodes 760 amino acids. The transcript is spliced from 12 exons.